Prorocentrum cordatum is the source of this 947-nucleotide messenger RNA. The record is from the annotation of a GenBank genome assembly. NCBI's taxonomy places the organism in Eukaryota, Dinophyceae, Prorocentrales, Prorocentraceae.
AGAAGAUGGACACGCUGCUCGCCAACAUGGGCGAGGCGCUUGCAAAUAUCAACAACCGUGAGAAAUCCAUGGGACAGGCCACCUCGGAUUUGACAGCCCCAAAAGAAGACGUGAGCCAGAAGUUGAACCGCCACGACGAACAGUUCAAACAAAUCAGGAUCCAAAUUGCAGCCAUGAGGUCGAUGCGAUCAAGCGACGAAUGCCUCGAGAUGACCGACCGCCACCUUUGUCUCGGCUUGAUCGAGGCGCAGCAGUCCGACAUAACAGCCAAGAUGGAGGAGUCCAUCGCCGACCUGACGAAGACGGCGGCUUCCUUCUCGCCGACGCUUUCGGUCACCUCGAACCGAAUUGUGGGAUGGGGACCUACCAGACGCCUGACCAAUUGAAGAGCUCAGGCGCUGAUCGUCGUAAGCUGUGGGUUCGCGGCUUCCCGGUGGAGCUCAUGGCGUCCGCCUUCGACAAGCACUUUGAGCGCGCGAAGAGCCUGUGUCCCCCGCAGAUCGACUUUGUUGCCAAUCCAGUUUGAGGACCCCGAGGACGCCAAGUACGCUCUCCUUUUUCAUUCCCGUGCGAGGAAGUUCGAGCGGGGAGAUGGCAGCGGCCCCCAGCACAGGCUGAAUGUCGGGACCGACGAGCCCAUCGGCGCGCGCAAUAAAAGGAUGGCUUCUCGGCCAGAUCUGGGAGCACGCGCGUCACAUCAUGACCGAAGCCACGACAUGGUCGGCGCAGACUCAGCUGCGAUGCAACAAGUGUUCGGGCCUCUGCCCCAUCAUCAACGGUGACCUAGUCGACGAGCUGGUGGAGCUUAAGCCUGCGGCCCCUAGGGGGGGGUCCAAGCUGCGUGCCUUGAAAGGUCAGCUGACCUGUUCGAACAGGGGUAAGCUAGGAGAAGGGAGUGGAAGACGAGACGACAGCAGGAGUAGGACUAGCCUUGUUGGGUUGCCUGC